AUUUCCUUCCUUGCUUGCCUUUCCUUCCAGAUGCUAGUUUGCAGUCGCAAAAUUACUCUGGAAGGUAAAGUACAAUGUUUAGUCCUGUUUUAAAGGAUCCAACAGUGGAAUAAAUCACAGAAGUACAAAUAACCAUGAACUAAGGCGUGCAUCUGCAUGGAACAAAAUAAUAUUUAUUUGCAUUAUUUUUUCCAGGUGACUGACAAAUUGGUAGUUCUAAACUCAGUUGGUUUCACAUUGAAUAAUGUGUAAAUACAACCUGCUUGGCGAAUGAUUUAUGCACGACUUAAAUUACAGGACAAAUAAAGCAAAACUGAAGCAUACACAUAAAUAAAGACAUUAUGUUAUUAAUGGGGAAGUUACACAUCAAAAUAUAAAAUGCACAGCUAUAUAACUAAGACAUGUAAAUCAAAUCAAUAAUCUUUUUUGUAAUGGGGUGGGGGCACUAUGGAUUUCGUAAUUAUACAGCUCAAGCGUCGUCACACUUUAAGAACUACAAGUACCAUAAUCCACCGCGCGGACCCAUGAUUUACCCUGCUGAGAAAAUUGAGUAACUGUUACCUAGCAACGGUAGUAAACGAAGAUGGACUCCUUAGAACCACAAGGGAAAGAAAGUGCUGAAGAAAAAGACAACAAAACAGAAGACGUGAUCAAAACUGAUGGUGAAGCAUCAACCGGAGACAGUGAAACGACAACAGAGCAACUUGACGUCAGUGCCCAGGAUCCAGACCGCCCAGAGUCUGAAAGCACACAGCAGCAGCAGCAGCAGCAGCAGCAGCAGGAGGCUGGUAUGCCUCAUUUCUAUCCUCCACUGGAUUUAUUAGAAGUUAUUGCAGAAGGUCCACACCAGGCUGAGGAGGAGAAACCAGGAAAAGAAGCAGGAGAAGACAACGAAGAGGAAGAUAAAAAGGGCAAAGAGGCACAGGAAAAAAUCCCAGAAGACUUUUACUAUGAAUAUGAAGACAUCUGCUCCAAGCCUUUUGUGUCCCCUGAUUCAGAAAUACCUUCAAACCUGCUUCAUCUAACUCAUUCUUUUGGCUAUGACUGUACUAAGAGAGCCAACCUACAGCUCCUGGAUGACUGCUCUCUGAUGUUUGCUGCAGGAAACCUGGUGGUUAUUCUGGAUAUAAAGACUAAGUCACAGAAAUACCUGAGGAGCAGCAGCAGUGGCAGAGGAAUCGGCACUCUGAUGGUACACCCCAGUAAAAAGUACUUUGUAGUUGCAGAAAAUGGUGUGAAACCAAACAUUAUCAUCUAUGAAUAUCCUUCCCUGCGCCCCUACAGAAUACUGAGAGGUGGAACAGAGAAAGCGUACAGUUUUGUGGAUUUUAAUAGCUCUGGGACUCUGUUGGCCAGUGUGGGGAGCAGCCCGGACUUCAUGCUGACAGUGUGGGACUGGAAACAGGAGAAGGUCAUGCUGAGAUCCAAAGCCUUCUCCCAGGAUGUUUUUCGAGUCACCUUCUCCUCUGACAAUGAAGGGCAGCUCACUACAUCUGGGGCUGGUCACAUCAAAUUUUGGAAGAUGGCGAGAACCUUCACUGGCCUCAAACUCCAGGGUAUGCUUGGACGGUUUGGUAAAACAGCACUGACGGACAUCGAAGGAUAUGUAGAGCUGCCAGAUGGGAAGGUUGUGUCAGGCUCAGAGUGGGGGAACAUGCUGCUCUGGGAUGGAGGGCUGAUCAAGGUAGAGAUCUGUAGGAAGGGGGGUAAACCCUGCCACAGUGGCCCCAUCCACCAGUUUGUCCUGGACGAAGGAGAGCUGAUCACCAUCGGAGCUGAUGGGGGCAUCAGGGUGUGGGACUUUGAGGGUAUCGAUGCUGCCGAUUCAGUGGAUGACAGUGGACUCUUUGAGAUUGAACCCAUGAAUGAAAUGGUGGUUGAUAAGAACGUUAACCUCUACUCGAUGGUUAAAUCGUGUGACCCAGACUCAGUCAUAUGGUUUGCUCAAGAUGCUAAUGGAGGAAUUUGGAAACUUGAUCUUUCCUUUUCAAAUAUUACUCAAGAUCCAGAAUGUCUGUUUUCAUUUCAUUCUGGAAAGAUCCAGGGAAUGGACGUCUCUCUGACCACGCAUCUGAUGGCUACCACUGCUCUGGACCGUUCAGUGAGAAUCUCUGACUUCAUUGCUAAAAAGGACUUGACAGAUAUCCGAUUCAAACAAGGAGGAACAACACUUACUUGGGCGCCACGUGUGGUAAACCCAAAGGGAGGUCUGAUUGCUGUUGGGUUUGAGGAUGGAGUUGUACGUAUUUUAGAAAUUUACAGUCCUAAAGGCCUGACUCUAGUGGCUGGCCGCACCAACAUUGGAGAUGCCGAAAUCCGUCUAAAACAAGCCUUCAAACCUCACACUGCUCCUGUCACUGCCAUUGCUUAUGAAAGGAAUGGGGAGAUGAUGGCUACUGGGAGCACGGAUAAUACUGUAUUCUUCUUCACCGUUGGAGACAAUUAUGAACCCAUAGGGUUUGUCAGGGUACCUGGACCGGUGCAGGCACUGGAGUGGUCUCCAGCUUCUUAUGAGAAGAACACCUUAUUGAUUCUCUGCUUAAAUGGACAUGUUGUGGAGGUCCAGGCUCCUGAUCCUGAGAAGCAGAUCACAGACGUCACAUUUGAGAUCCAAAACAUCUACUGUCGACACUUCCACUUUUGCAGCAUCAAAUCUAAGAUCAAGAGAAAUGCAGAGAUUGAGCGGCGGCAGAAGGUGAAGGCGCAGAUGCUGAAGGAAAAGGAGGCCAUGCUGAAGAGGAAGAGGGACCUGGGCCUGGAGAUCACAGAGGAGGAACUGCAAGAAGAGCCUGAGGUUGAGGAAGAAGAGCUGCCGGUUCUCUACAUCCCCGAGAAGCCCAGCCCCAUUUACUGUGGCUUUUACUCCGGUCCAGGGGAAUUCUGGCUCUCUUUGGGGGACUAUGAUUCCGGCUUCUUGUAUCACUGCAGCUUCUCUGAGCAGCAAGACCCUGAAAUUGACCCUUCUAAAAGACAGGACCAACCUUUCGGUUUCAUACCAAUUCAGGAUUCAGAAAAUGAUGCCAUCAGAAGCAUGCGCUUCAGCUUCAAUGGGCAGCUGCUGUUGUGUGGCAUGCAGAGUGGUAAAGUGAGGGUCUACACCGUGCAAACAAACGACCCAAAUCUAAGCUCCAUGCAGGGUUUCUGGGUACUGAGUGUCCACGACAACCAGUACGGACACAUCCAGAACAUCCGCAGCAGCUACGAUGACCAGUUUGUUUUGACCUCUGGAGAGGACGGCAACAUCUUUGUUUUCAGCCUCCUUCCGCAGGAGGACAUCAGUAAAGCCAUAGAGAACAGAAGGGCAAAGGUUCCUUCUCCAAGGAUUAAUCUUGAGAAGGAGAAGGCUGCAGAUGAUAUUGUGGAUCCCAAUGCAUACAGCAUUGAGACAGCCAAGCAGAAAACUGAAAUGGACAAGAUGCUGAAAGAGGCAGAGGAGAAGAAAGCCAGCAAACGAAAGAAGCUUAUCGAGCUGCAGAAUGAUUUUAAACAGCUGCUGCUGAAGAACAAAAAGCUUCCUGAACAUGUGCGGCUUGACAGAGCUGAGUUUGAGUUGGACCCCAGGAUUCGAGAGGAGACAGAAAGGCAGACAGCUCAGAGAAUCCGCCUGGUACGCAAAGAGCUAGCAUGGGAACAAGAGAAGUGCAGAAUUGGGCUAGCGAAACUACAGGCAAGGUUCUGGGACUCUUUGGAGUGUGACACUGUUAUGGUGAGUGCUUUUGAAAGUGAACACAAAGUAUCUACUUACCGCCUCCUGGCUCUGUCGAAGAAAUACCACACGCUGCAGCAAAGGAUCGGGAAGAAAGGGCCGGAAGGGAAUGAUCGCAGGAAGAGCAAAGCAGGAGAGUUCUGGAAAGACGCGAGCAAAGAUGCAGUAGAUGAUGUGGACCAGGGAGAUGGACUGAAGAAGGAGGGCUUGCUUCAGAAACCAGGUGUGCAAACCAAACUUGGAAAUCGACAGGCUGAGAAACUAAAAAUAAACUUUGAGAAAGCAGAGAAAGCUAAGGCUAAGGUGGAGAAGAGGAAGAGAGAGUGGGAGCAGCUAUAUGCCAGGAAGCCAGAUGAGAACUAUGAGGACCCGAUGGAUGUGAUGGCUAUUAAAGAGGCCCGUGAACACAUGGGGGAUUUCAAACUAAAGACAGCAAAGGACUUCACUGUGCCCGAGCAUCAGCGUAUCAACACUGAGAAAAAGAGAGUACAGCUUGUAAUCUUGGAAAAACAGACACAUGAGCUAAAAUCUGAGAUGAACAGAAAAAUCCUUGGCCUUCGAAAUUUUAAAAUUGAAUCAAUCGAGAAGAUCCGUAGCCAUGUGAAUGAGCUAAAGGUAGUGCAGGCCAAGUUAGACCCUUCUAAACGUCUGCCUGUUCCACAAGUGCCCAGACUUCUUCCAGAGGAAACGCCAGAGAAGAAGAGGCAAUACACCACAGAGACACUGCUCAGGUAUAAGCAAGAGCUUUCCACCAAAGCAAAACAGGCCAAUAAGGGAGAGCAGGGGUUUGGAGGAUUCAGCAGGGGAUUGGAAGAACCGGGGGAAGAACGGGACAUGAUAUCCCCCAGUAAAUACUCUGAAAGGGCAGACACAGCCUGUUCUGAUACCAGCCAAGCUUGCCAGCAAGAGACGUCACUUUCAGAACUAGAGCUGGAAGUGAUGCAGGCAGAGGAGAUUAAAAACCUCUACCUUCAAGACAGUCUGCUGAAAAGGAUUAAGGAUCUCAUCAAGAACUUUGAUGCAGAGCUGCGGCUAUUGCGCCACCACAAGCUGAAGGCAGAUAUCGCCGUUAAAAUGGCAGACCUGCGACAUGUCACGCUCUUUGAGGAGCUGCUGCUGCUGAAGGAGUUUGAGAAGAGAGAGAACUCUCUGUUAGAGAAGGUCAACAGCCGCAUCGAGGAGCAGCUGGAGAUUCAGGACAAGGCAGAGGAAUGUCUGCAGCAGUUGGAGGCUAAGAAGCGAGACAUUGCCAAACUGCAGGAACGAGAGAAAACCUUGCACAGUACUUUCCUCGUCUCCCUCGGAGAAAACAACAAGUUUGCAGACUUUCUCACUAAGGUCUUCAAGAAGAAAAUCAAGCGAGUGAAGAAGAAGGAGAAAAAGGGAGAUGAAGAGGAAGAGGAGGAAAGUGGUGAAGAAUCAGAUGAAGAGUCAGCAUGGGACAGCGAUGAAGAUGACUCAGGAUCAGAAAGUGGUGCACUCGAUGACAGUGUCUGUCCACCGCACUGUGAUCCAGCCCUUUUUGAAAACACCAUCCAACUUCGAGAGAAACGUCUGGACAUUGAAGAGGUUUUAGUUGAAGAGAAGAAAAUAGCGGAUAACCUUAGGAAGGAGAAUGAUUCAUUGGCCAAAAAGGUGAAAAUUGUUCAAUCAAGUCUGAAAACAGCAGAGGGCGAUCUUGAGUUAUUUCAAAGAGAGAAACAACAGAGACUGAAUGAGCUGAACGUGGUUGUGCCACUGAGACUGCAUCAGAUCGAGUUUGUGUCCAACGGUACGGUCCCUGGAGAUCUGUCCUCAGCACUGGUCUUCACAAAUCAGGCACUGGUAUCCCUGCAGCAGAGGAUCCAGGAGCUGCAGCUUGAGAAGUCAGAGCAGAGGCACCUCUACAAACUGGCCAGGCAGCAACACGUCCAGCUCAUCCGAGACAGAAGGGACAUGGAGGCUAAGAUCCAGAUGCUGGAAGGGAAGUGCAUGCAGCUGAUGCUAACAAAGUUUGGCAAAGUGGUGGACUUGGAGGCCCUAAAGACUGUCUCAAUGAACAAGAACUUGGAGGAGUUGAAAGUGAAGGCCAGAAUCAACGAAGAAGAGUUCUCCAGAGACUUAAAACUGUGGGAGGAUAAGAUAUGGGAGGUUAAGGAUCGCCUGAAAGAGGUCACUCGCUUGCACACCCAGAACCUAGUGAAGAUGAAUGAGCUGCUGAAUCAGAAGAAGGAGCUUGAAACCAACCUGGACACACGUCAAAAAAAAAUGGCCGCGGUGUUCCAGGAGAAGCGGCAGGAGGAGAUAAAGGACAGGCAGCGGCUGAUCCAGCUGGUGGAGCUGCAGGCCCAAGAGAUACAAGCUCUGAGAGAGGAGAUCAGCCUCCUGUCUAGGAAGGGGGGGCACAUCCUCCCACCCGCCCAGCCGCCCAUCCCAACAAGCAGCCAGAGCGUCGUCUAGCACCCAUUGCUGGCAGCCCCCUUACUACGCUAUCAAAUAUACAGAUCCUAAUUUUAUUUUCUUAAACAGAUGGCAUGCUAUUGUUUUUCACAUAUUUGUGGCAACUUCAAUGAUAUAAUUUAGGGAACAUUUAAAACACUUGAAAAAUAUAACUAGCACUGAGUAACAUUGCAAAUAAAGUUAAAUGCCAGGCAUUUUUGUUUUGCUUUGUUUAUUUUGUUGAUGUAAAAUGUAUUUUAUCAGGAAGCACCCAGCUUUUAGUCUCAGCAAGCUAUUUAUCUCUGUCUUGUUUUUGAGUUUUUAGAUUGUCCCACAGAUGGUGCUGUUUGCUCAGUAUUGGUUUCAGUUGGAACCUGUUAAUUUUUCGCCAACUUUCACUGUGUUUCAUGAGGCAACACAACUGGCUUUGAAACUUCAACACUGAAACGUAAAUAAAAAAGGCCCACUUUG
Molecule: messenger RNA, 6595 nt
Organism: Polyodon spathula (Mississippi paddlefish)
Lineage: Eukaryota; Metazoa; Chordata; Actinopteri; Acipenseriformes; Polyodontidae
Product: cilia- and flagella-associated protein 44
Exons: 34
Coding region: 584-6145 (1853 amino acids)
Molecular function (GO): protein binding
Source: RefSeq, a predicted model, not a curated record